Exophiala xenobiotica is the source of this 1351-nucleotide messenger RNA. RefSeq lists its product as uncharacterized. The transcript is spliced from 2 exons. The record is from RefSeq and is a predicted model, not a curated record. Bases 49 to 1101 code for a protein of 350 amino acids. NCBI's taxonomy places the organism in Eukaryota, Fungi, Ascomycota, Eurotiomycetes, Chaetothyriales, Herpotrichiellaceae. Gene Ontology annotation, cellular component: mitochondrion. Gene Ontology annotation, molecular function: flavin adenine dinucleotide binding; electron transfer activity.
CGACCAGCAGCAUAACCUCCAGGCUCCAAGGCGGGUCAAUCAGGCACCAUGUUGUCGGUAGCCAGGCAUUCAGCUCUGCGCACUUUACGUGCUCAGACGUGCUCCAAGUCCCUCUUCGCCCAGACUCAAUCCUCUUCACUCGCGCGACUCUUAUCCACCCUUGCCAUUCUCGAGCAGAAGGAUGGGAAAAUCAACACUGGCUCGCUAGGUGCUGUCACGGCGGGUCAGAAACUUGGGGGCCCCAUACAUGGUUUCGUCGCCGGAAAAGCGGGCAAGUCUCUGGCACAAGCAGCGGCCAAGAUCCAAGGACUGGAGAAGGUGAUUGCGGUCGAGAACGAGGCAUAUGAGCGAGGGCUGCCAGAGAACUGGGCGCCUCUACUGGUAGAAAAUAUCAAGAAGGGAGGGUAUACACAUGUGAUCGUAUCACACUCGGCGUUUGGAAAGAGUCUGCUACCCAGAGUCGCUGCGCUGCUGGAUGUUCAGCAAUUAUCGGAUGUCAUGUCUAUCGAGAGCGAAGAUACUUUCGUCCGACCCAUAUACGCGGGCAAUGCGAUCCUGACCGUGCAGAGCAGCGACCCUGUUAAACUACUAACCGUACGGCAAACAUCAUUCCCACCAGCAGAAACCGAGGGCGGCUCAGCAUCAGUAGAGGAGGGCGUCGAUCCCAAGGUUGAGUCUCCUACAGAAUGGGUCUCGGAGAACCUGGCAAAGUCCGACCGGCCUGAACUUGCAUCGGCCUCGAAAGUUGUGUCUGGUGGACGAGGCCUGAAGUCCAAGGAAGAGUUUGAUCGUCUCAUCCCACCUUUGGCCGACGCUCUCGGCGCGGCUAUUGGUGCUUCGAGAGCGGCUGUGGACAGUGGGUUUGCGGACAACAGUUUGCAGGUCGGGCAGACGGGCAAGAACGUCGCUCCUCAACUUUAUCUCUGCGCCGGUAUUUCGGGUGCGAUCCAGCAUCUUGCGGGUAUGAAGGAUAGCAAGGUUAUCGCCUGUAUCAACAAGGAUCCUGAUGCGCCCAUCUUCCAGGUCGCCGACGUCGGCCUGGUGGGCGAUCUGUUCGAGAAGGUACCCGAGUUAACUGAGAAGCUCAAGUCGCAGUCUUAAGAGGGCGGCGAGCUUGUUGUAUAUCUGAGCUAUCCGGUUUUCGAAGGGAAGCAUGAACUUGACAUCAGCCAUGAAAGGGCCAUUGCGAUGCAGAAGGGGCGCAAUUAAUCCAGCGAUGUAACGAGACGACAGGAAGAAAAAGGAUGCGAAAGGCUCUCCGAAUGGAGCAUAAGAGCUUGUCGAGUCCUGUGGUAUGUUAUGUACCUCCCAUAUAUACAAAUAUAAUGCUCCCAAUUGCACUUUGACGCUA